AUGGCUGGGAAAGAUAAGACCAAGAAUCUUGUUGUCCCGGAACUUGCCGAUGACUCUGCUGAACGCAAGCGAGUGCUGAAUGUCCUAGCUCAAAGACGAUACCGACAAAGAAGGAAAGAGCGUCUGCGAUCGUUAGAGUCUCGGGCAAACAGUAAUGGCCUCCAGGACGAAGACUCUACCGCAAACGGUUAUAAUGUGACAGUGCCUCGUCGGCACGAAGCCUCAGCCUUCGGACUUAGUGAAUCAAACAGUGGCACAGCUCGUAAUACAAUAACGGCCGACUCUGCUUCAUCUCUAAAAUUUACCAAUAACGAAUUGGAUGAUGUGCAGCUCGUCAUACCCUCCAAUCAAUUUGAUAUGUUUCUUACCUCACCUUCGCAACUACAGCCUUGCCUGAUGAACGAUCCUUUUUCCUUGUCUGGAUUUGAUCAAACAGACUCAAAUUUAGACAUAUUCGAUCUCGGCCAUGAGCGUGCACCAAUAGAUGGUCCCCCGGACUAUUCCAGCGACGAUAUAUUCUCCUCUAACGUAGAUGUUUCCACCGAGCUUCAAAGCUCGGAAACCGCAACAUUUACUUUCCCCGACGAUCAUCUUUUAGAGGUUCCAUCCCUUGUUCUUCUCAAUGCGGCUUUACAAGUAGCUCAACGAUUAAACAUUGCCGACCUAAUAUGGGAUCUAAGUGCAAUUAGCCCUUUCUAUCGAGGAGACACAUCUAAGAAUUGUUCGUCCUCGUCCUCAUCAACAGGAGCAUCUCCUUCCUCUCUACAUACUCCGUCUUUGACGUUGGCUAGUGAUUCGUCAUCAACCUCAGUGCUACCAUACCAUCUGCGUCCAACAACCACCCAAAGAUCUCUCCCACAUCAUCCUAUCCUGGACCUUCUCCCCUGGCCAAGCACAAGAGACAAAUUAAUUCGAGUUUUCAACCUUCCACCAAACCUACGACCUAAGACCGCACAAAGUCCCAUGGGGCUUAUUCAGUUGGUGCAGGAUAUGGAAGAUGAUGGCAACGAGGGUGUCAGAGUCCAUGGCGGAGAUCCAUACGAGGCUUGCGGAUGGGAGAUUGGUCAGUUAAUCUUCGAAAAUUGGUGGUGGGCAUUUGACACAGAAAUUGUAUUGGAAAGUAAUCAAGCUAGAAAGAAGAGAGGUGAAAAGGCUUUGACGUUGCAGGCCUAUCAGCUUUGA
Talaromyces amestolkiae is the source of this 1182-nucleotide messenger RNA. RefSeq lists its product as uncharacterized. The record is from RefSeq and is a predicted model, not a curated record. NCBI's taxonomy places the organism in Eukaryota, Fungi, Ascomycota, Eurotiomycetes, Eurotiales, Trichocomaceae. Bases 1 to 1182 code for a protein of 393 amino acids. Gene Ontology annotation, molecular function: DNA-binding transcription factor activity. The transcript is spliced from 2 exons. Gene Ontology annotation, biological process: regulation of DNA-templated transcription.